This is a messenger RNA of Eucalyptus grandis, 1753 nucleotides long. Its product is annotated as UDP-glycosyltransferase 88F4. The record is from RefSeq and is a predicted model, not a curated record. Gene Ontology annotation, molecular function: UDP-glycosyltransferase activity; calcium ion binding. NCBI's taxonomy places the organism in Eukaryota, Viridiplantae, Streptophyta, Magnoliopsida, Myrtales, Myrtaceae.
CACAAACCAGAGAGCGACGACAAUGGAGGACACCAUCGUCCUGUACACAUUCCCGGAGAUCGGCCACCUCAUCUCCACCGUCGAGCUCAGCAAGCGCAUCCUCUGCCGCCCAGCCCACCGGUUCUCCAUCACCGUCCUCCUCACCGUCGGCUUGAUCGACUCCCCUACCAUCUCCUCCUACAUCGACUCCAUCUCUCGCUCCCACCCUUCCAUCUCCUUCCGCCGCCUCCCUCCAGUCUCCGUUGACCCAGCCAACCCGCCUCGGAGCCACGCGGCCGUGGCUUUCGAGUUCAUGCGCAAAAACUCCACCAACGUCCUUCAGUCCUUACGAGACAUCUCUGCUGCCGCCACCGUGAGAGCGUUUAUCAUCGACGUCUCCUGCUCCUCCGCGCUGCCCAUAGCGAGGGAGCUGAACAUUCCCACGUACUACUUCUACACCUCUGGUGCGUCGGCUCUUGCCGCGUUCCUUUAUUUCCCGAGAAUUUUUUAGCGCUCGACUAAGAGCUUCAAGGACCAGGAUGGGGUCGUCCUGGAGUUCCCAGGCCUUCCAUCCUUGAAGGCCACGGAGAUGCCCGAGCCGACACUCGAUCAGGACGACCCGGCCUACGGAGAGAUGUUCUACUUCUGUGACCAGCUAAGCAAGGCGGAUGGGAUUCUGGUGAACACAUUUGAAGAGCUCGAGCCAAAGGCAGUGGAGCUCAUCGCCAGCGGCGCGUGCGUGCCAGACGCACCGACUCCACCGGUGUACUGUAUCGGCCCCAUUGCAGACGAGUCCUCACGUGCCGGCGACAGCGCUGUCGGCGGCAGGCAGCAGGAUUGCCUGUGUUGGCUGGACAAGCAGCCGAGGAAGAGCGUGGUCUUUCUGUGCUUCGGAAGCCGGGGAAGGUUCUCGGCCGAGCAGACCAAGGAAGUGGCGGGCGGGCUGGAAAAGAGCGGUCAUCGGUUCCUGUGGGUGGUGAAGAACCCGCCCGGCCAUGACCAGGGUGGCGGCGACGGCGAUGUUGAUUUGGAGGCGCUCGUGCCGGAGGGUUUUCUGGAGAGAACAAAGGAGAGGGGGAUGGUGGUGAGUUCAUGGGCGCCGCAAGUAGCAGUGGUGAGGAAGGAGGCUGUGGGGGGGUUCGUGACGCACUGCGGGUGGAACUCAGUGCUGGAGGCGGUGGCGGCGGGGGUGGCGCUGGUGGCGUGGCCGCUGUACGCGGAGCAGCACAUGAACAGGAACUUCCUGGUGCAGGAGAUGGGGAUGGCGAUCGGCGUGGAGCAGCGGGACGGCGACGGGUUCGUGAGCGGGGACGAGGUGGAGAGAGCGGUGAGGGAGCUGAUGGAUUCGGAGCGCGGGCGAGAGCUGAGGGAGAAGAGCUGGGCGACGAGAGAGAAGGCCGCCGAGGCUCUGGGAGACUCCGGAUCUUCCACGGAGGCUCUGGCCAAGUUGGCCGAGAUAUGGAGCGGCCUCCCGAAGCCGAGAAAUCCUCAUGCGCAUCCGCAGGCCAGGAUGCGGCGAGCUCAAUAGAAGUGAGGGUGGAUUUACGCGUCAGCGGCGUGGGUUCGAGCUAAAUCUCUUUCUAUAUCGAUGUGUGAUUCAUCUUACAUUAUCAAUCCUCAUUUGUAUCGAAUAGGUUUUAAGUUGCGUGUGCCCGCUUUGGCCAUGUAUUGGCCAACCUAAGAAUAACAUGGUCAGAGCGGUUGAUGUUUCGUUUACGUUCCUGCUUUCGUUCAUGCGUCCUUGGAAGGGCAAUUUAAGGAGGCGUUUCAUUAA